This is a messenger RNA of Eublepharis macularius, 4711 nucleotides long. It is a transcript of the gene SOX9, whose product is annotated as SRY-box transcription factor 9. Gene Ontology annotation, biological process: negative regulation of transcription by RNA polymerase II; positive regulation of chondrocyte differentiation; morphogenesis of an epithelium. Gene Ontology annotation, cellular component: nucleus. Bases 414 to 1898 code for a protein of 494 amino acids. The record is from RefSeq and is a predicted model, not a curated record. NCBI's taxonomy places the organism in Eukaryota, Metazoa, Chordata, Lepidosauria, Squamata, Eublepharidae. The transcript has 3 exons. Gene Ontology annotation, molecular function: RNA polymerase II cis-regulatory region sequence-specific DNA binding; DNA-binding transcription factor activity, RNA polymerase II-specific.
UAGCAGUAGAGAGUAUUUAUUAAAGAGAGCCCGGGAGAGAGUCCGGAGAGCUCGGGCUGAAAUUGACGAGGCGCUUCGGGGAGCCUUCGCGAGAGAGAUUCCCGCCGCCCCCCCUUCCCCGGCGCCGAGGAAACUGCUCGUCUCCUUUUGCAGGCGACUUCUUUUGCCUUCUCGCCGUCACAUGUCUGAUUCUUGAGCGGAGGUGGGGGGAAACUGCAGCUGCUCCGCCCGGCGUCCGCAACCCACGUUCCUCUGCGAAGCAGAUCAAAGCCGUUUGCCACCUUUGGGUUGUCUUUGAAUGCGGUUUUAAGAGAGCCGAGCGUCUCCGAGUGGGGCUCCCUCCCCGUCCUCUUCCCCUACCCCUCGGUUUGCAUUGCCUCCCCCCUCCAACCUUUGCUUUGCUGCUUUCUCGCAUGAAUCUCCUCGACCCCUUCAUGAAGAUGACAGAAGAGCAGGAGAAAUGCCUGUCCGGCGCCCCCAGCCCGACCAUGUCGGACGACUCGGCCGGCUCGCCCUGCCCCUCGGGCUCCGGCUCGGACGCGGAGAACACCAGACCGCAAGAGAACACCUUCCCCAAGAACGACCCGGACCUGAAGAAGGAGAGCGACGAGGACAAGUUCCCGGUGUGCAUCCGAGAAGCCGUCAGCCAGGUGCUGAAGGGCUACGACUGGACCCUGGUGCCCAUGCCCGUCCGGGUGAACGGAUCCAGCAAGAACAAGCCCCACGUCAAGCGCCCCAUGAACGCCUUCAUGGUCUGGGCUCAGGCGGCACGCAGGAAGCUGGCGGACCAGUACCCACACCUGCACAACGCCGAGCUCAGCAAGACCCUGGGCAAGCUUUGGAGGUUACUGAACGAGAGUGAGAAACGCCCAUUUGUGGAGGAGGCCGAGAGGCUUAGAGUGCAGCACAAAAAAGACCAUCCAGACUAUAAGUACCAGCCCAGGAGAAGAAAAUCAGUCAAGAAUGGGCAGGCGGAGCAGGAGGAGGGGGCUGAACAAACUCACAUCUCCCCCAAUGCCAUCUUCAAAGCUCUGCAGGCAGAUUCGCCCCAGUCUUCAUCCAGCAUGAGCGAGGUGCACUCCCCCGGGGAGCAUUCCGGCCAAUCUCAAGGGCCACCUACCCCUCCUACAACUCCUAAAACAGACGUCCAGCCUGGAAAACAGGAUCUUAAGAGAGAAGGACGCCCCCUGCCAGAAGGAGGGAGGCAGCCACCCCACAUUGACUUCCGAGACGUAGACAUUGGUGAGCUGAGCAGCGACGUCAUCUCGAACAUCGAGACCUUUGACGUCAAUGAAUUUGACCAGUAUCUCCCCCCCAACGGCCAUCCAGGUGUCCCAGUCACCCACGGCCAACCUGGCCAAGUCACUUAUACUGGCAGCUAUGGGAUCAGCAGCACAACGGCUACGCCGGCAGGUACCAAUCACGUCUGGAUGUCUAAGCAACAGGCACCGUCUCAGCAGCCGGCCCCCCAAGGCCAGCAGCAAGCCCCACAGCAACAGCAGCACACACUCACCACCCUGAGCAGCGAACAGGGGCAGCCUCAGCAGAGGACGCACAUCAAGACCGAGCAGCUCAGCCCCAGCCACUACAGCGAGCAACAGCAGCACUCGCCCCAGCAAAUCAGCUACACCUCCUUCAACCUCCAGCACUACAGCUCCUCCUACCCGACCAUCACCCGUUCCCAGUACGACUAUACAGACCACCAGAGUUCCAACGCCUAUUACAGUCACGCAGCCGGCCAGAGUUCCAGUCUCUACUCAACAUUCACCUACAUGAACCCCACCCAGAGGCCGAUGUACACCCCGAUUGCAGACACUACAGGGGUGCCGUCCAUCCCUCAGACACACAGCCCGCAACACUGGGAACAGCCCGUCUACACACAGCUCACCAGGCCAUAAGGCCGCAAUGAUGGUAACACUCACUCAGACUUAUAAAAAACAUUUAAGCUAAAAGUGAAUGAAUGGAGGGGGGGGAAAGAAAUCCCAGAAUGCCUUGUGCACUACCGCAUCCUUUUGAAAGCAGCCCAGACCGUUUUUCUCAAUCCGCAAGCAAUGGACUGAAAACCUUAAUUUGAAGAUGAUUUUGUUAUUUCAAACAACUGACUUAGUUUGCCUAGGCAAGGACUUGGUAAUUAUUUUUUAACAAUAACUAAAAAUGGAAAAUGAACUCUCUCUUUCUUUUUUUUUUUUACAAAACUCAAAGUAUUCCUCUGUGAGGAAUAUUCUCUAUUUUAAAUAUUUUUAGUAUGUACUGUGUAUGAUUCGUUACCAAUCUGAGGGGAUUUAUAUGUAAUUUACUUGUUUUUAGAGAAACUUUUUACAAAAAUAAUGCUUUUUUUCUUCUGUCAACAGUUAAACACACUUAGCAGAAUGGUAUGCCUUAGCCCUUUCCCCUUGUGGUCAGAGGUAUUUUUCUAUAGUUAAUUAUCUUUUGCUUGUAGAAAGCAAAAAUGUGUUUCUUAAGUCAGAGCAAAAAAAGAAGCUUAUUUUUUUCCCAACACUAAACAGUAGCCAGUUGCACAAUAUGACAAGAGCGAUUUGAAAAGAGACUUUAUUUUUCCAGCUUGGAAGCAAAAGUUGUUGGGGUGGGGGCGGGGGGGGUUAAGGGGAAAAAAACCCACCUUGAGCCUUAAAGUAGCAUAAACGGAAAGCCUUACGAACAACCCAGAGGUAGCCCUUACAAAGGCCUGCACAGUUCUUUCACUGAGAGCCAAGCUACAAGUGACGCCUGACACAGGUUGGACACUUGUCAGCUUACCACAAGUUCUGAUGGGAAAUGUAGGCAUCCUGGUUUUACAGCUUGGCUCUCCAUUACAGCUGCAAGACUACAUUUCCCAUCAAAACUUGAGGGAAGCUGACAAGUGUCCAACCUGUGUCAGGCGUCACUUGUAGCUUGGCUCUCAGUGCCAAGGGGAAACGUUAGAAACCUGAAGGGAAGACAUCUUCCAUUUUUUAGGCCUGCCUGAUGCUUACGUUGCAGCAACCAGAAUCAGUGAAACACCAGCGUGCCCUUCCCCAAGUCCUCUCCUUUACCUUUCCCCCAUGUGGGAAACAGGUGCCGACAUUCCAAAUGCCAUCUUUCCCUUUUUAUAUAGAGAACGGAGAUUACACGUUCAGUGAGCUUCCCUGAGGUUGUAUGAGUGUGUGUGUGUGUUUUUAAAAAGAGACAGAGGAAUAUCACCUUCAGCAAGGUUCACUGAUGAUGGCAUCACAUUUUUUUUCUUUUAAAAAAAUUAUCUAUAUAUAUAUUUAUUUUGUGAAAAAAGAGGUUUUUAAAAUCAAGAGCGUUCCUUUCCUAUCUCCCUUCCACGUUAAUGUAAGCAGAAAUGCUGGAGCCUUACGCAGAGAGGGUAUAUGGUGCCUAAUAGUUAAAUUAUGGUUUAAAUCAAUAACUUCUUUUAUUUAUCUAUCUCAUUCUUUUUCAUAUUUUUUUUAUUAUUAUUAUUUUAUUCCAUUGGAAUGUGUUUUAGGUUCGUACACAUACGUCUGCUUCUUGUCGUUUCUUUCUCUUUGUUUUAAGAAUAAACCGAAAGGUUAUUUCUCUCUCUGCCAUUGUACAAACGAAAGAUUGCAAAUGAAGUGUAUCACUGAGUCAUUUGCGUUGUUUUCUGUCUCAGCUCUUCCAGACUCAUGGAUCAGGCCUGGUUAGGAUUGCCAGCCUCCAGGUAGUGGCUGGAGAUCUCCCGGAAUGACAACUGGUCUCCAGGCCACAGAGAUCAGUUCACCUGGAGAAAAUGGCUACUUUGGGGGGUGGACUGUAUGGAAUUAUGCCAUGCCAAGGUCCUUUCCCUCCCCAAACCCCACUUUUUCCAGGUUUCUCCAGGUUUCACCCUCCAGAUCUCCAGGAAUUUUCCACCUUGGAGCUGGCAACCCUAGGCCUGGUCUCUGCAUAGAUCAGAAUGAGGGGGCAGAGUCUUGAAGUGCUAGAACGGCAUGUAUUAUUUCUAAUAUCCAAACUGGGAAGUGCCAUUUCUGUAGGCUUAUGUGCAUGUGUUUAACUUGUCGGGAGCUUUUAUACCAGGGACCGUUCAAAAAUAACAUUCCUCCCCCAGCCUGAGGCGGUUCCGUUCACACCUCAAGACUUUCUCCCCUCAUUCUGUUUUAUAUGUAGGCCUUGGUUCCAAAACAGCUAAAGCAAUAGAGGGUGCAGAUCCCCCAAGCUUUGCCGCUGGACAAAUUUCCUUCUUUUCCAUAGGAUUUGACAUGUCCAUGGGGGCUUCUAGUAGUCCCUCAAAAGCACAAUGGAAAUGAAUGGAAGCUUUAGAGCAGUGGUGUUGGAUGGCUAGUUCCCAGUGUGCUGUGCUUACUUUCCUCCUUUCACUAAUAUUUGAUUGGGGGAAAGGUUAUGGGGAAACCAACAUUGGUAAAACUGUGGCCGAACAGUUAAGGAUUGCUUUUUUAAAAAAGAUAGCCAACUUUUUUUAUUUAAAACUAUAUUUGUUAACAUUUUUGUAGGGAAUUCAGUAGAAGAAAAUCUUAAAGCACUCUUAUAAUAUGAUAUCUUUUCUAUUUCUGUAUUAAAAAAAGCAGAUCUUUUUAAAGUAUUUCUGUAACUUAAAAGACCUGUCCUUUUAAAAAAAUCAAUUUUAGGUAAGGGUUUUUGUUUUUGUUUCUUGGUCUUUUUGUCCGCAAAACCCUUUGGUUCUCUUUGUAAACUUACCUUUUUUGUAUAUUAUUGUUUGCAAUAAAUAUACGUUGUAUUAAACCUUAAA